AUGCAGGCUUGUGACCGCUGCUACCGACGCAAGUGCAAGUGUGACAAAGCGGUCCCCACCUGUGGGCAGUGCCAGAAAGCUCGCACAGCCUGCCUCUAUGUCAAUCGGUCCCAGGAGCCGACCGUCCGCCGCGAGGCCGUCGAACGUAUUGAGCGGCGACUGCGGCAGGCUGAAGCGCGGAAUCGUGCCCUUUCUUCUCAACUCGCGACAUACCAAUCUUUGCCGCACAACAGCAUUCACCAGGAGCGCCGUGAGAAUCCUCCGCCAUCAGUCCUCAGUCCAAACUUCCCCUUUGACCGUAAUGAGGUCGCCGACGAAGUAUCGUUCCUUUCGCGACAUGCGGGAGGCGAGCGCAGCUAUUCCAAUAUCGCUAGCGACAUAUUGUUUGCGCAUCUCGUCCAGGGGGUGGCAUCGUUGAAUUCAUCUAGCCGCCAUGAGCAUUCCACAAAUCGAGCAUCCCCGCGGCCAGUUACUCCAACAACCCGGUCACUACGUAUAUCGUCAGAAUCAUUACCCCCUGAGAAGGUCGCCCGACAAUUACACCAGGCAUACUUCAAUCACCACCAUCUCUGCUACCCAUUUCUAAAUCAUCUCUCCGUGAUGGCAAACCUUGAUCGCAUCUAUACCGACGGCAUAGUGUUAGAAGCCGAUGCCGUGGUCGCAUUUCAGUUCUACAUGGUGCUUGCAAUUGCGAUGACAAGUGCACACAAGUGUGAUUGGCAAUCAUUGCCCGAAAGCGAGAAGUUUCAAGCACAAGCGAUGACGCGUGUGAAUGAAGUCCUGCAGCGCGCCGAUAUUCACGCUUUGCAGGCCCUGCUCCUGCUAUGCCAAUAUCGCAUGACCAGUUCAACCCAAGAGACGUCAGCUAGUCUCUGGCAUAUGGUUGGAUUCGCUGCCCGCAUGUGUUCCGAACAGGGCCUGCAUCGUAAUGAAACGUAUUACAAACCGAGUGGCCUCCCGGACAAUGAAGAUCUCCUGGCUGCGAGUGAAACUCGCCGACGAUGCUUCUGGUGUGUCGUUAAUAUGGAUCGGAUAGUAAGCAUCACCCUAGGCCGGCCCUUGGCUAUUCAUCUUGAAGAUGUUGAUACUGCUCUUCCCGAGCCUAUCAUUGAGUCGAGCGAUUCGAAUCUGUGGAACAAAGAUUUACCAUUUCCAACGGCAAUAUUCAAUCACAUCACGCGAUAUAGGAUAUUAAGUGGCAAGGUGAUGACCUCGCUGCACAGCAACCGUGCUGAUGCACGCGAUGAAGCCUCCGCGGCAACGGCCCGGGUGGCGUUAAUAGAAGAGCUCGAGCAGUGGCGAAAUGAGAGCGAAAAUCUACGCUUGCACCCCGAAAGCCGCGAGAAUACCCGGCGCUCCUGUUUUCUGUCCCCGGAAUGGUACGAAUUGUUAUACUAUAAUGCGCUGUUAAUGCUAAAUCGACCGUCACCUGUCUUGCCCUCGAUAUCAGCACGUUCGCUAGCCACUCUCCAAUCUAUCUUUGACGCAUCCCGAGAGGCGAUUGCACGAUAUGCCCUACUCCACACUUCCCAGCGCAUAAAUUACACGUGGAUCACUCUCCACGCUGUCUUCAUGGCCGGGCUGUCCUACAUCUAUGCCGUGGGUCGACACUAUCGGGCUCGCCAGGUGAAUACGCGCGCACCUUUGGAAAGAAGCACUCUUUCUACUGAUCCGGCUAUUAUUGAAGUGGUCAAUACCUGUCGUUCCUGUUCAAUAGUGCUUGUGGCUGUGUCCGAGCGAUGGGCUACACCACGCUAUUGUCACCAGGUUUUUGAUCGGCUCAGCGAUGCGGUGCUUGCUGAUGUUAUCGCCUACUUUACACAGUUAACCACAUCUUCGACGUCGAUAAAUGACUCCGGGAUGCCUCGUAACUCGAUGCUAGCACCGCAACCAGAUCUAAAUGCUCCGUUAUCCUCCGGUAGCGGUGCCACAUUACCGCCCAUGACCACAGCCACCUCCGUCCCUCUGGGCGUUGACACAGUGUUGCGAGACUGCUUCGAAGAUCUUCAGCAUUUUCACGAUACAUAUAGCGGUGACGGUCCGAUCCGACAGCUUUCUCAAGAUUGGCUGCAAGAGAUUGGGGGUAUGACUUUUCACGCAGUGCAAUCAUGGGGGAAUAAUGACUAG
Messenger RNA from Aspergillus udagawae, 2127 nucleotides. Its product is annotated as Zn(II)2Cys6 transcription factor. NCBI's taxonomy places the organism in Eukaryota, Fungi, Ascomycota, Eurotiomycetes, Eurotiales, Aspergillaceae. Gene Ontology annotation, biological process: positive regulation of transcription by RNA polymerase II; DNA-templated transcription. Gene Ontology annotation, molecular function: DNA-binding transcription factor activity, RNA polymerase II-specific; zinc ion binding; sequence-specific DNA binding. The transcript has 2 exons. The coding region runs from base 1 to 2127 and encodes 708 amino acids. The record is from RefSeq and is a predicted model, not a curated record.